CGAGGCCUUACGCGUCGCGCGCGGGGCGGGAGUUGACGGUCGGCCUCUGGCGGGGACCCGGCGGCCCCAGGGCCGCGGCAGAGGCUCCCGAGGGCGGCCGCGAUGCCCGGCUCGCCGCGGGUCAGCCAACUCCUGGAUCUAUGCCUUUGGUGCUUCAUGAAGAAUAUUUCCAGAUAUAUCGCUGACAUUAAACCUUUACCUCCCAACAUAAAAGACAGACUGAUUAAAAUAAUGAGUGUGCAAGGCCAGAUAACAGAUGCAAAUAUAAGUGAGAUUUUACACCCUGAAGUCCAAACUCUAGAUCUACGGAGCUGUGAUAUUUCAGACACCGCUCUCCUGCACCUGUGUAACUGCAGAAGACUGAAGAAAUUAAAUUUAAGUUCCUCAAAAGAAAACAGAAUGUCCAUAACUUCAAAAGGAGUAAAAGCUGUGGCUUCGUCUUGCUCACACCUGCGCGAAGCCUCUCUGAAACGGUGCUGCCGUCUCACGGAUGAAGGCGUCCUGGCUCUUGCACUCAACUGCCAGCUGCUAAAGAUCAUUGAUUUAGGGGGCUGCUUAGGCAUUACCGAUGUGUCCUUACAUGCAUUAGGGGAAAACUGCCCAUUUUUGCAGUGUGUUGAUUUUUCAGCUACUCAGGUGUCUGAUAACGGUGUGGUUGCACUUGUGAGUGGACCCUGUGCCAAGAAACUAGAGGAGAUUCAUAUGGGACAUUGUGUGAAUCUGACUGAUGAGGCUGUAGAAGCUGUCCUGACUUGCUGUCCUCAGAUACAUAUAUUACUUUUCCAUGGAUGCCCCCUGAUAACAGAUCACUCACGAGAAGUCUUGGAGCAAUUAGUAGGCCCAAACAAACUAAAGCAGGUGACUUGGACUGUUUAUUGACACCUGUUGAGGCUUAUCAAAGCUAUGAUCUUCAUACUGCUUUCCCAGAAGACAGUGGUCUUGAAGGCUGGCUUUCCAAUAAUGUGGUUUGUGCUUUGAAGUUAACCAGACUCUUAAACGUUUUACUAGUGCUAUUGUUCUAUGUUUGUUAGUGAGUCAUUGUUUUUGAAAUGGGAACCCUAGCAUGCCCUCUGAUGUAUGGCCGGGAAGAGGGAGGUGGUGUCGAUUUAAGUAACAAAGUUUUAAAAUAAUUUGUUUUUCCUGGAUAUCCCCUUCUCCUACCUAGAUAUUUGAGCUGUUAGAAGAGAAAAUUACAGCAUGGAUAACCAUUAGAACUCUAAAUAAAGGUAUUUCUAAAAGCAUAA
Molecule: messenger RNA, 1244 nt
Organism: Manis pentadactyla (Chinese pangolin)
Lineage: Eukaryota; Metazoa; Chordata; Mammalia; Pholidota; Manidae
Gene: AMN1
Product: antagonist of mitotic exit network 1 homolog
Exons: 7
Coding region: 103-879 (258 amino acids)
Biological process (GO): SCF-dependent proteasomal ubiquitin-dependent protein catabolic process
Cellular component (GO): SCF ubiquitin ligase complex
Molecular function (GO): protein binding
Source: RefSeq, a predicted model, not a curated record